Molecule: messenger RNA, 2068 nt
Organism: Malaclemys terrapin pileata
Lineage: Eukaryota; Metazoa; Chordata; Testudines; Emydidae
Gene: IL11RA
Product: interleukin 11 receptor subunit alpha
Exons: 13
Coding region: 242-1510 (422 amino acids)
Biological process (GO): cytokine-mediated signaling pathway
Cellular component (GO): external side of plasma membrane; membrane
Molecular function (GO): protein binding; cytokine receptor activity
Source: RefSeq, a predicted model, not a curated record
CCGGCUGGGGCCGGCCAGAGGGAGCACGACCUCGCUGCCUGCUCAGGGCUCCGGGCGGUGACCGGAACCAGUCGGAAGUUUCCCGCGGCCAACGCCAAAACGUUUCCCAAUUCGUAUCGAUUUCAGAGGGUUUCGACGGGAAAUUAUCCACACGCUUAGUGUUUCUCUCCAGUCCAGGGGGUUUGUUCCGACUCUCGCAGAAGGCAGUGGGGACGUUGACGUCCGGGGGCCGUUCGGUCGCAUGCAUGCGCUUGGACAAGGCUGGAUGUGCACUCCCACCCCCGGCCUCAGAAGGGUGAUGGUGCUUCUGGCUGCAGCCCUUGUGUCGGCCUCGGUGGCUGCAGGGGAAGGCUGGCGAGAGGAAGGUGUGCAGUACGGCCAGGUGGGGGCGGACGUCGUCCUGUCGUGUGCCAGCGCCCCCGGAUGCUCGGGGGUGGAGUGGCGGCGGGACGGGGCGGCCACGCUCCCAGAGGGCUGCGUCCUGCGGGAUGGCGACCUGCUGCUGCCACGAGCUGAGCUCUCUGCGGGAGGAGCCUACAGCUGCCACGACGGGACCGGGCAGCUCCUCCGCUCCGUCUCCCUCCGGCUGGGCUACCUGCCCGGGAUCCCCUCCGUCACCUGCCGAGCUUCUGACUACGAGAAUUUCUCCUGUUCCUGGACACCCAGUGUGGAGACGUUCCUCCCCACCAGAUACAUCACCACCUACCGGAAGAAAUUGCUGAUGGGCGACGAGAAAUGGAGCAGGACCCAGACCAGCCAGGUGGGGCCGUGCGUGCAGGACCCCGGGCGCCCUCGCACCUGCACCGUGCCGAAGUGUGAGUUCUGGAGCUCCUACCGGCUCAACGUCACCGAGGUGAAUCCGCUGGGCUCCAGCUUCCGGCUGCUCGACGUCACCAUGCAGGCCAUCAUUAAGCCGGACCCUCCGGAAGGCCUGGUGGUGGAGCCGGUCCCGUUGGCCCCGCGGCGGCUGCGGGUUCGCUGGCAGUACCCGGCCUCCUGGCCCAAGGAACCCCACUUCCAGCUGAAGUUCCGGCUCCAGUACCGGCCCGUCGCGCAUGGCUCCUGGUCCAUGGUGGAGACUGUGAACCUCUCUGAAGUCAUCACCGACGCCUUCUCCGGUCUGGAACACGUGGUGCAGGUCGGCGCCAAGGACUUCCUGGACGCCGGCAACUGGAGCGAGUGGAGUGCCGAGGCGCGGGCCACACCCGGACCAGGCCUGACCGUGACACCAGGCGAUGAAGCCAUCACUGACGCCAGCCUGGAGAGCCCAGCUGAGGAGCCCUCGCUGGCCCCCAACCCUGAGCCCGUGGAUCGCAGCGACCCCAUGGAGAAGGUGGCCAUUCUGAUCUCGCUCGGGAUCUUCGCGUUCGUCAUCCUGGCCGUGGUUCUGGGCAUUGCCAGCGCGGUCUGGCUCCGUCUGAGAAAACCCAACAAAGACGAGACCAAGAAGCACGACUUCCUGCCAGCUGCCGUGCACAUGAGGGCCCUGCCCAAGGCCCAGAUCUUGUAGCAGGACCUGCAGACACCGCCGCUCGCCCACCCCACCGCAGCCCCCAGCCCAGGACUGCCCCCUGCCCCUGCCCCUGCCAGCGCUGCGCCCGGACCCCUGGACAGACACUCGCUGGCAUGGCGGGAGAUGGGCCCGGCGCUCGGAGGGCACUGCCGACGUCCGGGAGCAGCAGGGGCAGACGACGGGGUUGGUGCCAUAGUCCGUCCCUGCGCCGUGGGUGCUGCCGUUGGUGCCAGCGUGUGGACCUGAGCCGGAUCCGCGCCCGGGGGGACCAGUCUGGAGGGCGAGGCGGGGGCGACGCCGAGGAUCUCGGGCUCAUGGAGAGGGGACAUGAGGACCCCAACCCGGCCCCCCUCUGCUGCUGGGGUCCUGGCGGAUCCGUGGACACUGGGAGCCCGGUUUGGGGUGCCGGUGGGCGUGUGAGGGUGACACUGACCCCUCCCCAACCUGAACCCCCACCCUCCUGUAGCUGGGGAGACUCUCCCCUCCCCCCCCGGGCUUGUCCGGCCCCUUGGGGCAGCGCGCCGGGAUCCCAAUAAAGGGGGUUGUGACAGCGGG